UGUCGGGAUAGCGGAGGACCGUGCUAAGUCCUCCGACACUAAGAUGGCGGCGGUCGCCUCUAAGCCCAAUUUCGCCGUUGUCUGUUCUUUCCUAGAGCGCUAUGGCGCCUCGCUGGAACUGCCCGAAUUCACCUUCCCCGAGCUGGAAGAAGCGCUGGAAAACAAGAAAUCUGUUCCUCAACCAUUGGUGGACCUUCACCUGAAGCUAAUGAGGAAGAUUGGCAAGUCUGUAAGCUUUGAUCGAUGGGAAAAGUAUCUUCUCAGGAUUUGCUUGGAAUACAAUAAUACUUGGGCCUGGGAGAUGGAAAAAAUUGGAUAUACAGAGAUGGACGCUGAAUGCAAACUUGGUCUCUUAAAGUAUCUCUGUGAAUGCCAGUUUGAUGACAAUUUGAAAUUCAAGAAUGCGCUGAAUGAGGAGGAGCCAGAUGCUAUGCGCAUCCAUCCAAUUGGGCGUGAUAAGGAUGGCCUAAUGUACUGGUACCAACUGGACCAAGAGUUCAAUGUCCGACUGUACACAGAAGAACAAGAUGACCAAGACGGUACUUCAUGGAGGCUUAUCGUAAGGGACCGAAAUGAGUUGGCUGAAACACUGCAACUCCUGAAAGCUCAAAUAGAUCCAGCACUAUUAAGCAAGUUUAUCCAAGAAGAUGGCUCCUCUCAUACAAGCCCUACACCAGAAGAUGAAGAGAAUAAGAAAGAAAUUGAAGAACAUUUGGAAGAAGAAAUAAAAAUGGAAGAGACGAUAGAAAGGCAGCAGAAGGAGCCUGAUGUUACCACACAGUUAAAUCCAACAUCUCCACCCAACACUACUUCUCCAGAAAGUGAGGCAAAAGUAAAGACAGUCAAAAAAGUGAAAAUCGAAAAUGACUCAAAGACAGAGCAGACCAUUAAGAUAGAGCAGCCUGCAUUGGAAAAAACUGAUGUGAAAAUUGAAGAUACUAAAGUGGCUAUAGAAAACCACCUUGAGAAAAUUAAUAGGCCAACUGAAGGAGAAAACGUAGCUGUUAAAGUACAAGUGGUCAGCCUGAAAGACUCUGGUGAUGCCAAAAGUUGUGCUGAUAAGUUGGCAGCUGUAGACCGUGAAAAGUCAGGAAUUAACAUCAAGGUAGAACCUUCUGAUGAUGCCAAAGAAAAGUCCUCUGAGGAGUUUGAGAGGGCCUUGAAAAAUGUUAAACAGGCGAAACUCCCCGUGAAAAAACGUGAAAUUAAACUGACUGAGGACUAUGACAACUCUGUGAAGUGUCUCCUCACCAAGUCUAUGACCCCUGUCAGAGAGCCACUGAAGGAAGGACUGAAAGUGGAAAGCGAUGCCGUGAAGCAGAUACCGGAUGAAAAGAUGGAGGGAAAGCAGCUUGUGAAUGGUGAGGUAGCUGCUGGACCCCAGGUGAACAACCACAAAAAUGAAGAGAGAGGUAUGGAGGCUUCUGCUUCAGUGAAGGUUGAGCAGAAGAAGAACAAGGAGCCUGAACCCUCGUAUUCAACUAAAGAAGAGGAAAAUGGCAUCAAUGGGUCAAGCAAGCCAGACUCUGAUUUGCCUACGAACCUUAAUCAGGAGAAUCACAUGAACAGAAGCACAGUUGAGAUGAAUCAGAACUGCCUAGUAAAGGAAAAAGCUGCAGAUCAGAAUCUUCCCAAGCUGGAGAAGCCGACUGAGGAAGUAAGAUCAAAAUGUGAGGGCGGGAAGGGGGAUUCUUCAAAGAGUUCCCUCAGCACCAAGCUGCCUGACAAAGGAAUGCCUGACACACAAACAGCAAGUGUUACUACCGUGGGAGAGAAACAUACAGAAAAGCUCCCUGUGAGGAGAACAAGAGCGUCAUUGAGGCAGCAGAUGACAGAGAAGACUCCAGAGGAAGAAGCACCCCAGAAGGUUGAGCAGGUGGAACAGAAACAGGAGACAGAACCUAAUGGGACAAGGUGCUUAAGGAGGUCACUGAGAAUAUCCAAACCUACGGUGAAAGUGACAGAAAACCUAGAGAAGAAAGCAAGUAAGCGGGAAGAGCCAGCAAUACCUCCAAGUCCAAAUAGAGAUGAGAACCAUAAAAAGGUGGAGAAAGAUUCAAAAGGAGCAAAGCGCAAGAGUAAAUCCAGCAGGAGAGCCAGGUGGACCAAAUCGAGGGGCAGGCGCAGACCCCAAGAAUCGAGUGGAGAGAGUGAGAGCUCGCAGGAAGACAAUGAACGCAGUGAAGAGGAGGAGGAGGAAGAGGAGGAAGGUCCUCUAGAGGAUGAUGAGCCUUGUAAAAAAUGUGGUUUAUCCAAUCACCCUGAACUGAUUCUGUUAUGUGAUUCCUGUGAUAGUGGAUAUCAUACGGCUUGUCUACGACCUCCAUUGAUGACGAUCCCUGAUGGAGAAUGGUUCUGCCCACCCUGCCAACAUAAACUUCUGUGUGAAAAAUUAGAAGAACAGUUGCAAAAUAUAGACGUGAUGAUAAAAAAGAAGGAAAGAGCAGAGAGAAGGAAAGAGAGGCUGGCCUUUGUGGGAAUUAAUGUGGAAAAUAUCAUUGCUCCAAAAGAUUCAGUAACUGAAGAACAAGAAGUAAAAGAUUACAAAUCCUUGGAAAGGCGGUCGGGUAGGACACGGAGAUCUAUUAAUUACAGGUUUGAUGAGUUUGAUGAUGCAAUUGAUGAAGCAAUACAUGAAGACAUACAGGAAGCAGAGGGCAAAGGUGCUGGACGAGGCAAAGAUAUGGCAAAUAUCACUGGAAAGUCCCUAGGGAAAGAUAUCUCUACAAUACUCGCAGGGUCUAAAGACAACAAGCGACCAAUACGUGAAGCUGCCUGCAGACGUAAGAAAAGGCGAAGACUUAAUGAUCUUGACAGUGAUAGCACACUUGAAGAUGAUGAGAGUGAGGAGGAGUUCAAGAUAAGCGAAAGCAGUGAAGAAGAGUUUGAGAUCUCUGACAGAGAUAGUGAGGCAGACCCUGCCUCAAAUGACGACGAGGGUUUUGAGGUUCGGCGAGGGAGGCACCGGAAAUGCGUGGAGCCAAUGAGGAGGAGUUGGCGGUUGAGAGGAAGACAAGUCAAGAGAUACUCUGAGGAUGAGGACGAUGAAGAAGAACAUGGAGAGAGUGAAGGGUCAAGUUGUUACAGUGACAUAUUAGAUAUGAGGAGGAGGCGAUCAAAGCGGAACCAGGCUAAAAAAGUGAACUACAGGGAAGAUUCUGAAUCUGAAAAAUCUAUGAAAAGCGGCGCAAGUAGAAAGGAAAGACUAAGGGGACGAAAACGUAGACUGUACAUUACAGCAAGCGAUGAGAGUUCCAGAAGCAGAAGUUCAGAUGAAGAGCAGGAAGAUGUACGACCACAACGGAAACGCCUGAACAGGAUCGAGGAUGAGGAUGAGGAGGAGGACAAUGACGAAGAUGAGGAUGAAGACGAGCCAGCGCUGACCAGCAGGUUCCGUGGCAGACCCGCCCGGGAUUACAGCAAGAAGUACCGGCUGAUGAGUGAUGAAGAGGAGGAGGAGCUGGAGGAGGUAGGGAAGGAGGCCAGCUCUUUGGACUGCAGCCUGGUGGUAUUACCCUCCACCAAUGGACAGAGUGCGGGGCAGGCUCCGGAAAACGUAAUCAGCAGAGCCAGUGAGAAGAACCAAAUGGCCAAGGACACUAACCCCACUCCCAGCCCAGCGUUGAAUGGAGCCUGUGAAGCUAUGGCCUCUGAAGCGGGAGUGGAGGCAGGAGGUGAUGGAGGGGAGGAAGAAGAAGAUGACCUCUUGGGAGUAACUGACCUUGUAGAAUAUGUUUGUAAUAAUGAACAAAUAUAAGAACUCUUUUUACACUAGUUCAAAUAAUUUA
Molecule: messenger RNA, 3788 nt
Organism: Stegostoma tigrinum
Lineage: Eukaryota; Metazoa; Chordata; Chondrichthyes; Orectolobiformes; Stegostomatidae
Gene: rsf1a
Product: remodeling and spacing factor 1a
Exons: 16
Coding region: 44-3757 (1237 amino acids)
Biological process (GO): regulation of DNA-templated transcription
Cellular component (GO): RSF complex
Source: RefSeq, a predicted model, not a curated record